AUGGAUUUAAAAUUUAUUUUCUUCUGUUUUUUGGUCAUAUUACAAUUAAACUUUGGAAAGUCCGAAAAUGAAGGAAGUGGAAAGAUUGUUGGUGGUCAAAUUAUGGAUAUUACUAAUGUUCCAUACUUCGUUUCCCUUUUAUUUAACGACAGACACAUUUGUGGUGGAUCUAUCAUAAGUGAAUCAUGGAUUAUCUCAGCUGCUCAUUGUGGAGAAGGAAAAAAUGCUGAAAAUUUCACAAUUCGAUCUGGUUCCUCAAGAAAGUCUCGUGGCGGUAAAAUUCAUGCUGUAGAAAGUGUUUAUUCCCAUCCAAACUACAGUUCAUCAACACUUGACAAUGACUUCAUGUUGUUGAAGCUAAAAGAACCAUUAGAAUUUGAUGCAAAGCGUCAACCAAUUACACUUGGUGAAUCUUACAUGUAUUAUCAAGGUGCUCAUGUCUUAACGUCUGGUUUAGGAACUACACAAGAUGCUAUGCAAUCAAGUGAAUUUUUGAGAGGUGUCGUUGUUGAGAUUUCAAGUUCAAAGAAGUGUAAAGCUGCAUAUCCCAGUAUGAUUACCAAAAAUAUGUUUUGUGCUGCUGCUGAUAAGAAGGACUCAUGCCAAGGUGAUUCUGGUGGCCCAGUUGAAAGUGUUUACUAUGGAACUCUCCUUGGUGUUGUCAGCUUUGGUAUAGCAUGUGCUGAUGAGAAGUACCCAGGUGUCUACUCGAAAGUUUCUGAAGCAACCGAAUGGAUCGAAUCAGUUACUAAUAUUGGAGCUGAUAUGAGGAAAUAA
Molecule: messenger RNA, 777 nt
Organism: Chironomus riparius
Lineage: Eukaryota; Metazoa; Arthropoda; Insecta; Diptera; Chironomidae
Source: the annotation of a GenBank genome assembly